Molecule: messenger RNA, 378 nt
Organism: Lodderomyces parapsilosis
Lineage: Eukaryota; Fungi; Ascomycota; Pichiomycetes; Serinales; Debaryomycetaceae
Gene: VMA7
Product: H(+)-transporting V1 sector ATPase subunit F
Exons: 1
Coding region: 1-378 (125 amino acids)
Biological process (GO): proton transmembrane transport
Cellular component (GO): fungal-type vacuole membrane; proton-transporting V-type ATPase, V1 domain
Molecular function (GO): proton-transporting ATPase activity, rotational mechanism
Source: RefSeq, a predicted model, not a curated record
AUGAGUUCAGGAAGCGAGGCAAUGUCAAAGCGUAAAUUGAUCGCUACAAUUGCCGACGAAGAUACAGUAACAGGAUUACUACUCGCUGGAAUUGGUCAAGUGUCCAACGAGCCUGGUAAAGAAACCAAUUUUCUUACAGUUAUACCUGGAAAAACCUCAGUGGAAGACAUCGAUGAAGCAUUUGAAAAUUUCACAAAGGAACGUGAUGAUAUUGCCAUUUUAUUGAUAAAUCAACAUUUGGCCGAUUUAAUAAGAUAUAAAGUUGAUAGUUAUACAAAUGCUUUCCCAGCAAUUUUGGAAAUACCUUCUAAAGACCAUCCAUAUGAUCCAGAAAAGGACUCUAUAUUGAAGAGAGUUAGAAGGUUGUUCGGGGAAUAG